AUGCCUAGAUCUAAGCGUCAUAAGUUAGUGACUCUCGCUCAAACCGAUAAGAAAGGUAGAGAAAAUAAGGAAAGAAUCUUUGAUGAAGUAAGGUCAGCGUUGGAUAGCUACAGGUACGUUUGGGUUUUACAUUUGGAUGAUGUGAGAACACCUGUGCUACAGGAGAUCAGGAAUAGCUGGCAAGGAUCUAAACUGAUCAUGGGUAAGCGUAAGGUUUUGGAAAAGGCAUUGGGAAUUACUAGAGAAGAAGAAUAUAAGGAAAACCUAAGCCGAUUAACGAAACACUGUAGCGGUGUAACAGGUCUUCUAUUUACUGAUGAGGAACGUACCACUGUUGAAGAUUACUUUAAAUCGUAUGUGAGGGCUGAUUACUCGAGACCUAAGACUAAGGCGCCCUUAACUUUCGAAAUACCAGCGGGUAUUGUGUAUUCUCGAGGAGGUCAGAUUCCAGAAGAAGAAGAUGUCCCAAUGGUGCAUAGUUUGGAACCUACUUUGAGAAACAAGUUUAAAAUUCCAACCAAGAUUAUGAGCGGGAAGAUUACUAUUGACACACCAUAUCUGGUUUGUGAAAAAGGACAGACACUGGACGUUCGCCAGGCAUUGAUUUUGAAACAAUUCGGUGUUGCUGCGGCCGAAUUUCGAGUGAAACUGGCUGCAUUCUAUGACAAUGAGAAUGCUCAGUUGGAAGCUGUUAGUAUUAACAUGGAAUAA
Molecule: messenger RNA, 711 nt
Organism: Eremothecium sinecaudum
Lineage: Eukaryota; Fungi; Ascomycota; Saccharomycetes; Saccharomycetales; Saccharomycetaceae
Gene: MRT4
Product: ribosome assembly factor MRT4
Exons: 1
Coding region: 1-711 (236 amino acids)
Biological process (GO): ribosomal large subunit biogenesis; rRNA processing; ribosomal large subunit assembly
Cellular component (GO): nucleolus; preribosome, large subunit precursor
Molecular function (GO): RNA binding
Source: RefSeq, a predicted model, not a curated record